Molecule: messenger RNA, 1763 nt
Organism: Cotesia congregata
Lineage: Eukaryota; Metazoa; Arthropoda; Insecta; Hymenoptera; Braconidae
Source: the annotation of a GenBank genome assembly
AUGGAGGAAGAUCUCAUCCAGAGUUUUCAAGAAGUUGGGUAUAAAGGACCGCUGAUUGAUGUAGAAAAAUUGAGACAAGCAUUGGAUAAAGGUGCAAAGUCGGUGGAUUUCACGGGACUCGUGUCUUGGUUAACUAAACAACUGGCUUCAUUUGGGAAUUUAGAUGAAGAUGUGCAGCCGACAGCAUCUCCAGAAGAUUCUAGUACAUUUUUACUGGAGUUGAGUUCAUUUUUAAAAGAAAUUGGAUGUGUUAACUCGCAAUUAACUUCAGGAAAUGUUAAUCAAAGACUGGCUACUAAGCAAGAGAGGAUUUUGCUGUUGGAGUUUCUGGUAUUCGAGUUGAUGGCGAGUAAAAUAAAUUAUGAAAAAAAUCCUGAUACUAACAAAAUGCAGCUGACUAUUUAUGAAAGUGAUACGGCAAAAGCUUUGAAAAAUAUGAUGAUAGCUUUGCAAUUCGGCAAGCCACCAGAUAAUAUAUCAAUUGAUCAAUUGUUUAAAAAACUUGAAGAAAAAUUGAAGAUUGUCAUGUCUUCAGCGCCAACUGAUCUUCGCGGUAAGCCUUUGAUAAUAGGAGAGUUGUCAAAAUCUCAAUGGGAAAAAUUAGAUCAACUUCAAAAAGACAUGGAUGAAGAGUAUACAAUAAGAAGAGAGUUAUUGCUCAAACGAUUGGAUGUAACCAUUCGAUCAUUUUUGUGGUCAGACAGAAUUAAAAAAAAAGAAGACCAAGUAAACGAUUGCUAUCGUGAAAAGAGAAAAGUAUUGAAAACUGAGCCUAAUGUAACAAUUUCUGAGUUGCUUGCUGCUAGAGAUGAUGUUGCGAUUAUUGAAAAAACAAGCAACGCUUCUGUGAGAAAAAAUACCAGGAGCGAUGUAACUAAAGUUAUUAUUGGAGAUGUACCGGAUAGAGGAGGACGAACUAGCGAACAAGCACCUCCGCCACCGGAGAUGCCUUCGUGGCAAAAGGAUCGUGUUCAAGGUCCUGAUAGCGGUAGAGGAGGAAGAGGUGGACGUGGUGGCAGAGGAGGCGGUGGUGGUCAACGUGGAUUUGGUGACAGAGGAGGUGGCGGAGGUGGUGGACGAGGAGGAUACAAUAAGGAUACCAGUACUAACUUUGGUCAAAACAGAGACUGGCAGAAUUCAUCGCAAAAUACUGGUGGGUCUUAUCAAGACAAUAAAGGCGGAAAUUAUCAGAGCGGAGGUUAUCAAGGUGGUGGGUAUCAAAGAGGAGGCGGUGGUGGAUCUAAUUAUCAGAGUAAUAAAUCUGCAGACUAUCAGCAAAGAGGCGGUGGAAGUUCGAGCGGAGGAAGUGAAGCAUUUUAUCAAGACAAUCGAGGUGCCGGAGGUGGAUACCAAGAUAACAGAAACAGUGGAGCUUAUUUUCAGGAUAAUAGGGGUGGAGAUUAUCAACAAGGUGGUGGUGGUGGUGGUGGUGGUGGUAGUGGUCGAGAUAAUAAUAAUAGUGGUUAUAAUCGAGGCCGUGGUGGAAGAGUUCAAGGUGGAUGGUCUCAAGGAGGAGGAGGUGGAUACAACCGUGGUGGAAACCGAUCUCAUUACUGAGAUGUUAAACAAUGUACUCGAGCUUACGAAUGAAUUUUGUUUUUGCAAUACGUAAAAAUUGCUAUAAUAAAGACUUUAACUCUUUAGAAUAGAUCUUCACAUUUUAAAAAAGUGUGAAAAAUUUAGAAAAUUUUUCGGUAUAUAAUAAAUUUGAUAAAUUUUCUGGGAUACGUAAUAUUUAAUUAGUUUUAUUAAAUUAAAAAUUA